AUAUUCAUUAGCGAGCAGAGAGACGCUCAACAGCGGGCAGGCAGACAGGACGCUCACAGCUGGAUGGAUAACAACGUCUCCAACAACAAGGAUGUAAACAUUUUUCGACAUUUUUUAAAAAGUUUAUCAGUAAAAAAAGAAGCAGCAGCAGCAGCAGCAGCAGCGGUUUACGUGAAGGACGUAAAAAUAACGGUGUCCACGACAGCCGGUAGAAAUCAAAGUGCUCCGUUUUAAUGAGUUGAGUUUAAGAUUUUCGUUAAAUUAACAACUGAGCACACAGACAAACCAUGAUGGAGUCUAUUUUAGACAGUUUAACCGCGGAUAAACUGUACCCGCCCGGAGGAACCAACCUGUUGGACCUGGAGGAACUCAGCGAUGGAGAUUUCCUCACUAACGUGCCUUUCUCUGGAGAUCAGAUGGACGACUUCAGCAGCGAAUUAUUCAGCAGUUUCUUCGACGACCAUCUAUUAGAGCGCCCCCUGCUGGCAGACAGACCUUCACUUCUACAAAUGGACGAGGACAUGGAGAGCUGCCCAGAUAUUCAAGCGGAGCACAGCUACUCCCUCAGCGAAGACUCCGCCCCCCAGAGCCCAGCCCUGUCAAUCAAAAUGGACCAAGAAUCCGAAUUUGAAUGGAACUUCAGCCAGGACCUUUCAGCCAUCUUGGUGAAACAGGAGGAGCCCGAAGUGGUUCAAAGAUUAGACCCUCAGCCUCAGGAAGGCCCGCCCCUCAUAUUAAGCCCCCCCCCUCCACACAGAGGAUCAGCGUGGAAACACACGGAGCGAAGUCCAGACGAUGUGAAGCCAAAAGCCAUAAAAGACGAGCCCAGAGAGAUGGGACAGUACCUCAGCCUGCCCAGCGAUGACGCUCUCCAGCUCCCACCCACUCCUCCCAGCAGUAACCAUGGCGACAGUGACGGCUCCCUCCCUCCCUCCUCCCCUCACCUCCCUCUGCCACCUUCCUCCCCACAGCCACAACAGAGGCCAGGAGGUCGAGCCUCUUCCUCCUCCUCCUCCUCCUCCUCCACCACUUCUUCCUCCUCGGCCAUCUCCUCUUCACCUCUCCUCACAGCUCCACAUAAGCUGCAGGGCUCAGGACCCCUCAUGCUGACAGAAGAAGAGAAGAGGACCCUGGUCGCUGAGGGAUACCCGGUCCCCAACAAACUCCCUCUCACCAAGAGUGAAGAGAAGGCACUGAAGAGGGUCCGACGGAAGAUUAAAAACAAGAUCUCAGCUCAGGAGAGUCGGAGGAAGAAGAAGGAGUACGUGGAAUGUCUGGAGAAGAAGGUGGAAAACUACACGUCAGAAAACAGCGACCUGUGGAGGAAAGUGGAAAACCUGGAGACUGCCAACAGGUCUCUCCUUCAGCAGCUCCAGAAGCUUCAGUCGCUGAUUUCAGGGAAAGUCGUCCCUCGUGCUUGUAAAAUGGCCUCAACUCAAACGGGGACAUGCCUCAUGAUGAUGGCGGUGUGUUUUGUCCUGGUGUUGGGCUCCUUCUCCCCCUGCCUCUCUCCUCUCUCCUUCCUCGCUGACUCCUCCUCUUUGUCCUCUGACUCCUCCUCCUCUCACCCCUCCUCCGCUCCUCUUCAGUCAGCGGACCUCUACACCACCAGUCAGGUCCGUUCCCGCAGCCUGCUCUUCUACGAUGAAGGGUCUCCUCUGGAGGAGGUUUUGGAGGGCGACAGGCUGCAGUCUGAAACCCACUCCCACGUUCAGAGCAGCAGAUACACAGCUGAGACGCAGAGAAACCAGACGACUGAGCCAAAAUCAGACCACAGAGAAACAAAAGCAGAAGGAGUCUCAGAGAUUUUCUGACCCCGUCUGACUCCUCCUCCUCCUCCUCCUCUCACGACUUCUCAUCUCUGACCCCAAAACAAUAACCUUGAGAUUCCUAAACUCAGACGGCUUCACAUCAACAUCCAACUGGACCAAAAACCUGCAUCAUCAUACGUACUCCACUUCCUGUCAGAUACUGCCGUCCUCCCAUCGUCCACAGCCGGCUCACUGCCGUACGUAGUGCUUCACUUCUCACCUGAAAAUACUGGAUUUUAAAAAGACCACAAUGUUGGGAUUUAUAUUUUUAUCAUUCUAGUUUUAGGAGGAUUUCACCCUAAUUCUCAGUUAGACUAAAUCAUGUAGUCAUCACAUAAAAACCACAGAUCUUUGAUUACACAGAAGCAGCCUGUAGCGUUUUAAGAAUCAUAAUUCAUCACUAAAAACUAGUCAGACCUUUUCCAAGAAGAUACGACGGUACACGUCAUGUAAGGUGUUAAAAUAUUUAAAAUGAUCAGAAACUCUGAGCUUCCUGUCUGAAACGUCAUCAUUAACACUCCCCUGAAGACGCAGUCCGACUUGAAAACUCAGAGAAUCUUCACUAACCGAUCGAGAUCUGAUUUCGGAGGUAAAUUGAACGCACCAUUAAUUUGCUCAUUGUUGUUUUAAUGUUGAGAGAAACACAGAAGCUCGACUGUGGGAUUCUUGUAAAUGUACUGAACAGUAUUUGCCGUAUUUUCUCCAUAAAUGAUUUAAAUUCUGAAAACAUGAUCAACAUCGUAACUGAUUAAUUAGCUGUCUCUUAUCAUAGUAAUCGUAAGAGCACACAAUGAACACAACAUACUUGUAAAAAGACAGCGGUGCCAUUUUAAAAGUGCCUUCCUCUGAUUUCAGACCAACUUGGCCUUAAAUGAAAAGCCAACACACGCCGACUCACCUGUAGUUCGAAUCACUCUGCGUCUCGUGUCUUUUAAACAAUCAUAAACACCUUGAAUGUGGACAUUAUUUUAUAUGACCUUUUUGUGAAUGCACUUUGUUUGAACCUUUAACUAAAACUGUUUGAUGAUGUGUUUGCAGUUGAGAAAUACGACAAAACAAAAACAAAAUGAUGUAAUAUUCUUUAAAGGUCACAUAUUCUCCUCCUCUUCAACAAUCAGAUUAAAUAAGUUUCAAAACCCCUCUAUUUCAGCCCUGCUCAGAACAGACUGUUUCUGUGUCUGUACCUUUAAAUAUGUAAAUGAGCUGUG
Messenger RNA from Labrus bergylta (ballan wrasse), 3019 nucleotides. It is a transcript of the gene creb3l1, whose product is annotated as cAMP responsive element binding protein 3-like 1. The record is from RefSeq and is a predicted model, not a curated record. Lineage: Eukaryota; Metazoa; Chordata; Actinopteri; Labriformes; Labridae. Gene Ontology annotation, molecular function: DNA-binding transcription factor activity, RNA polymerase II-specific; cAMP response element binding. Gene Ontology annotation, biological process: regulation of transcription by RNA polymerase II.